This is a messenger RNA of Colletes gigas, 7543 nucleotides long. RefSeq names its product laminin subunit beta-1 (gene LanB1). Gene Ontology annotation, biological process: substrate adhesion-dependent cell spreading; cell migration; basement membrane assembly. NCBI's taxonomy places the organism in Eukaryota, Metazoa, Arthropoda, Insecta, Hymenoptera, Colletidae. Gene Ontology annotation, cellular component: laminin trimer. The transcript has 15 exons. The record is from RefSeq and is a predicted model, not a curated record. The coding region runs from base 329 to 5740 and encodes 1803 amino acids.
GGAGGUUCUCCUUAACAGAGAAACGGUGCGAGAGACGCGUCACCAGGCGUCCACGGCGUUGCUCUCGUUCAUUCUUGAUCCAGUGAUCGGCUUCGGUGUAUCGUUGUCCGCGGGGAUCGAUCGUGCCCGUAGGAUCGUUCGAUCGAUCAGUUUUUUCGAGUGUCGAUCGCCCCGUCGUGGUGGAUCGUCGAGAUCUGACGGAUUCCGGAGCCAGAAGCGUUCGUGAAAACUAGACACUCUGGCACUGGGAGAUACACCGAGUUAGAUGGAACAUAAUGCACAUGGCUUAGGCUCGGUCGACAAAGUUUAAACGAGGGAAGGAGAAAAAAUGGCUCAAAUAAAUUCUUAUCAGGCGAUCCUUGCAGUAUUGUUAUUCGUAUUAACUAUUGUUUCAAAUGCUGCGGAUCUGCAAUAUCCCAGACAAAGAAUUCCUGUCAGAGGAUCGGUCCAGAGAGGAGAUAUGUCACCCACGGAGGUGGCGGCAGAGCGCCAUAAUUGGCCAAGGCAGACUGUUCCUAGUCCAAGAGGCUCGCACGCGAAGAAGAAGCAUCCCUGCGAGCAGAGUUCCUGUUACCCCGCGACGGGAAACCUGUUGAUCGGUCGUAAACAUCGAUUGGAAGCGUCGUCCACUUGCGGUCUUCACGGUCCCGAAAGAUACUGCAUCGUUUCGCAUCUGAAAGAUCGAAAGAAGUGCUUCUUCUGCGAUGCAUCGUUACCGAAACAACGACACAACAUCGAGAACAUCGGCAGCACGGGCUGGUGGCAAGCGGAAAAUGGCGUCGAGAACGUCUCGAUACGUUUCAAUCUCGAGGCGGAGUUUCACUUCACUCACAUCAUCAUCCGUUUCAAAACGUUCCGACCCGCGGCGAUGCUGAUCGAGAGAUCCUACGAUUUCGGAAAGACCUGGAAAGUGUAUCGAUACUUCGCCCAUAAUUGCGACCAGUACUUCCCUGGCGUCUCCAUCAAUCCACCCCAGAGACUCACCGAAGUUAUCUGCGAAACGCGAUACUCUGCCGUGGCGCCAUCGUCAGAAGGUGACGUUAUCUUUAGAGUGCUGCCUCGAAACUUGGAGAUCGAUAAUCCCUAUUCAAAGGAAGUACAAAACCUGUUGAAAAUGACGAAUCUUCGUAUCAACAUGACCAGAUUGCACACUUUGGGCGACGAUCUCCUUGACGAUCGAGCGGAAAUUCGCGAGAAAUACUAUUAUGCUAUUUCGAACAUGGUUAUUCGUGGAUCGUGCUCUUGUUAUGGCCACGCGUCCAGGUGUCUUCCUUUACCUGGUGUCCAGAACGAGGAGGACAUGGUGCAUGGUAGGUGCGAGUGCACCCACAACACCACGGGGCUCAACUGUGAGAAAUGUCAGGAUUUCUAUAACGAUCUACCGUGGAAGCCAGCCGUUGGCAAACAGACGAACGCUUGCAGGCCGUGCAAUUGCAAUAAUCAUUCCACCUCGUGUCACUUCGACGAAACCGUUUACGAGAGAUCAGGAAGAGUCUCGGGCGGAGUCUGCGACGACUGUCGUCACAAUACUCGCGGUCAGAACUGCGAACAAUGCAAACCGUUUUAUUAUCACGACGUCACGAAGGACAUAUCGCACCCCGAGGCUUGUCUGUCCUGCGAUUGUGAUCUCUCUGGCUCGUUGGACGACGGGAUCUGCGACUCCAGAACCGAUCCCCUCAGCGGAGACGAGUCUGGUCGUUGCCACUGCAAAACGAACGUGGAAGGUCGUCGCUGCGAUCGUUGCAAAAAUGGCUACUGGAACUUCGACCCAGAAAAUCCGGAGGGUUGUCAAGCUUGUACCUGCAAUAUCUUGGGCACCAUCGACAAUCGCGGAUGCAACAUGGUCACUGGCGAGUGCACCUGCAAACGUUUUGUUACUGCUCGCGACUGCAACCAAUGUAUUCCGGAAUAUUGGGGCUUGUCGGAGGAUCCAGACGGUUGCAAGCCGUGCGACUGCGAUCCAGGCGGCUCUUACGAGAAUUCUUGCGACGUCAUAUCCGGCCAAUGUCGCUGCAGGCCCCACAUCAGCGGCAGAACCUGCAAUCAACCUGAGCAGAGUUACUACACCGGGUCUCUGGACUUCCUGAUCUACGAGGGCGAGUUAUCGAGGGCUACAGACAACUGCCAAGUGGUGAUCAGAGAACCAUACCGCGAUGGCAGAAACAGUACUUGGACCGGAACAGGAUUCAUGAAGGCGUUGGAGGAUUCGAUGCUGAAUUUCACGAUCGACGAUAUACGUAAAACUUUGUUUUACGAUGUGAUCAUACGUUACGAGCCCGUUCAGCCUGGGGUCUGGGAAAACGUUCAAAUAUUCAUCGAGAGGAACGAUCCAGUGGAUCCUAGCGGUCCUUGCGGCGACUGGAGACCGGAUGACGACACGUUGUGGGCACAGUUACCAGUACGAUCCAGGAGCGUCGUCGCGGAACCCUCCAUAUGCUUAGAAGAAGGGAAACGAUACAAUCUCCUGUUGCAAUUCCGUAAAUUCCAAGGCCACACGGAGACACCUUCGGCUUCCAUUUUAGUCGACUCCAUCGUUUUAAGACCGAGAAUAGACGACAUACCAUUCUUCAAGUCAUCCGGUAUCGGUGAACUCCGUCGUCAAGAAUACGAAGCGUAUCACUGCAGUGAAUUCUUCAACGACAUCGCUACCGUGUGGACCAACGUUCCCGAGGUCUGCAAAAAGUACCAGAAUAGCAUUGGUUAUUUCGUGUACGACGGCGCCCAUUCUUGCGAGUGCAACGAAACCGGAUCUCACAGUUUGCUUUGCGAGAACUAUGGGGGCACGUGUCCCUGCAAACCGAACGUCGUAGGCAGGCGAUGCGAUCGCUGCGCGCCGGGAACUUACGGUUUCGAUCCGGAAGGUUGCAUUUCGUGCGACUGCGAUGGCGUAGGAGCUCUGGACAAUUUUUGCGACGUGGAGACCGGUCGGUGCAAGUGUCGACCGAAUACCUACGGUAGAACUUGCGGACAAUGCGAGCCUGGAUUCUGGAAUUUCCCACAUUGCCAACGGUGCGAGUGCAACGGCCACGCCGAAAGCUGCGACUCGAAAACCGGAGCGUGCAUCAACUGUCGUGAUUAUACGACCGGCCACAACUGCGAUCGAUGUAUCGACACGUACUAUGGCGAUCCUAGACUCGGAGUGGACAUACCUUGCAGAGCCUGUCCUUGUCCAGGAACCUUGGAUUCCGGCCAUUCUUACGCCGAGAGUUGUUCCCUGGACUCGAUGACCCACGACGUGAUCUGCGAGUGUUACGACGGUUACACCGGCCCCCGUUGCGAAGCCUGCGCGGAGAACUACUUCGGGAAUCCCGAGGUUCCCGGCGGCAGCUGCGAACCCUGCAAUUGCAACAACAAUACGGACCUCCGUCGACCUGGGAACUGCGAUCCCAACACUGGUCGUUGCUUGCAAUGUCUGCACAACACAGACGGAGCGAAUUGUCAGAUUUGCAAGGCCGGCUUCUACGGCAAUGCGCUCGAACAGGAUUGCCAAGUAUGCGGUUGUGAUCCUUUGGGGACCGACAGCAACGCUGGUGGUCCUUGCAACCACCGAACCGGCCAGUGUCCUUGUCUGCCCCACGUUAUCGGUCAACUGUGCGAUUCCUGCGAGGAAAACCAUUGGAGGAUCGCCAGUGGCCAAGGUUGCGACCCUUGCGAGUGCGACGCCGUUGGAAGCGUCUCCGAUAGAUGCAAUCCUUUCGACGGCACCUGCGAGUGCAGAUCCGGUUUCGGCGGAAGGCAGUGCAAGGAAUGCCAGACGAACUACUGGGGCAACCCGAACGUCGAAUGUUACGCUUGCGACUGCGAUCUGUCCGGCUCGUCGAGCCAGCAAUGCGACAGGGAAUCCGGGAUGUGCGUUUGCAGAACAGGAAUCGGGGGCGAGAAAUGCGACAAGUGUUAUCGAGGUUUUUACGGGAACGCGCCCCAGUGCAUACCCUGCGGCGAGUGUUUCGACAAUUGGGACAUCACGCUGACGGAGCUGAAGAACAAGACGGACCUCGUGAUCGAGGAGGCAUCCAGGAUCCAGAAGGUGGGGACCACUGGCGUCUACAGCGAGGAAUUCGACGACAUGGAGGAGUCUUUGGUUCAGGUGAGGGCGUUAAUCAGCAACGCCUCCAUCAGGAGCCAGGAUCUGGACGAGCUGAACGACCUGACCAUAGAGUUGAACAAGAACGUCUCGAAGUCUGGCAAGAAACUGGAAGAAGCGAACAGUCUUCUGGAGAACGUCAGCCAGAGAGUGAACCUAGGCGACGCGGCGCUGAAGAAUCUCAAGAACAGGACGAACAAUCUGCACCAGACCGCCGCCGAUCUCAAAGAAAACGCGACCAGGCUGCAGGAGGGUAACGUGCAAGGCGCUCUGAACGUUACGCAACAAAUGGCGGAGCAGUCGAGGCAGGCGGAGAAAAUGGCGAACGACACCGGGAACGUGCUAGCGGACGCGGAGAGGUUCAGCAAGCACACGGAGACUCUGCUCUCCAAGAACCUCGACUCCGUGAAGAACGCAGGGGAAAUGAACAAAGAGUCCCUGGACGCGAUCGCCCGGAAACUGAAGACGUUCGACGAGAUUAUGCCGGUCUUGAAUCUCGAUAUGUGCGGGGACAAUGUCACGGACUGUAGCAGCGUCUGCGGCGGAGCGGAUUGCGGUUUCUGCGGAGGAUGGUCCUGUAACGAUGGCGCUCUCACGAAGGCCAGCCAAGCUUUGGACGUGGCCAAGAAACAGGCGGAUAAGAUCAAGACUCACAAGGAAGAGGCUGAACAGCUGUUGCGUAACAUGAUUCAAGUGAAGCGAGACGCGAUGACGGCUAGGUCGAACGCCCAGAACGCCUUCAACUUCGCCAGGAACACGCGCAAUCUGUCCGACAGGGUGACGACGGACCUCUCCGACGUGAACAAACGGAUACGAGACUUGCUGGAGGAAGAUCAACCGACGCCAGCGAUGAUCAGAGACCUGGCGAACGAGGUGCUGACCAAGAACAUUCAGCUGAAGCCCGACGAGAUCAAGGACCUGGCGAGCCGCAUAAAGAGCAUCGUGGGCUCUCUGACCGAUUCGGAGAAGAUCCUCGCUGACACCAGGGACGAUCUUAUUCUGGCUACGAAUCUGCAGGAGGAGGCGAACGAGGCCAAGAAGGACGCCAUCGAGAAACAGACUCUGGCCAACAAGGUGGUGGUGUUACUGAACGAGGCUGAGAAAGCUCAGGGUUUGGCGCAGGCGGCGAUCAAUCAGGCGGAACGCGACGUGAAGAGGUCGGAGAAGGACCUGGAGGAGAUCUCUGAGGUGACCAAAGGCGCGCAGAUGCAAGCUAAUAGCACCACGCAGACUGUCGAUGGUUUGGAGACCCGUUUGAGGCAGCUGCAGACGCAGUCCGUGAAGAACAACUACACGCUCACUCAGGUGAUCGGUGAUCAGGCUAGAAACGUGGGCGAGGAGGCAGAGGCCGUCGACGUAAAGACGAGGAAACUCGGGGAGGAUUACAAACGGGUGGACGAGUCGCUGGAUCUGAGAGUGAACAAGAGCAAGGGUAAUAUAUUGAGGGCGAAGGAGUUCCUCCAGAGGGCCUCCAAGCUCACGGCCGACACGUCGACGAAGCUGAAGGAUCUAGACGGCAUGGAGAGCGUGUACAGGGACAACGAGAAGAUGCUGAGCGAUCUGAUGAUCGAGGUCGACACGUUGACCGACGAGAUGGAGAAGCAUCUCAAGGAGAUCGAGCAGAAGGCUCAGCAGUACAGGCAGUGCACAUCUUGAGAGCACGCAAUGAUGAAACGUUGAUCGAAACUUUCGAUUGCUCUUUACGAAAUCGAAGUUCGACGAAUGUUCUUUUCGAACCUUCGUAUUCUUUUGUUUUAACAAGUAACAUUUUUUAUACUCUUUGGAUCCGAAUCUUUCGCAAAGCGUCGGUCUCGAACGCCUUUGAAAAUAUCAACGAGGUCGGUGCUUCGUUAAACAGUUUUUUUUUUAAAGAGAAAGUAUGAAUAUCGCCAUAAAAAUUACGGAGAAGAUGAAACGUAGGGUAUAGACGAAUAAAAUAAAUUUUUAAACGAGAGCAAUACCCUACAAACGUAUCGCGAAUUUAGCUUCGAAUUUGGAGUUAUUUUUCCAGUGCCAUAAUUGCAAACGAAGGGGCCAUUUAAUCGUUAGAGACAUACAGCGUAUGUCUACAACAAAUAUAUAUAUAUUUAUACAAAAAUUUUCGAAAGUUUAACGGAUCGUAUUUUUUAAUUCUCUUUUCCGAAUUUAUCACAGCGUGAAAAUGAUCCAAAACUAUGCAAGAUUUUUUUUUAACAUCGCCAUACUUGUAUUUAUAUUUUUUAUGCCAUGACAUGAAAUAAAUUUGCGACAACGAUGCUUACUUUGAGAACCACUCACGAAAAGGCAAGGAGAAAUUUGCAGAGAGUAUCAUUGAUCGGAUGAGUCAGAGAUGUGUGUUUAAAACGAAUUGAUAAGAGCAUAAAUGCCAUUCCAUCCCGCGUCCUCGGCGUCGCUUGAUUCAAUAGACAGCGCGUUAUUAAAAAUUUGUCGAACUUUUAAAUAAUUCGAUACUAGUAAUCGCUUUCAGUGUCAGCGAUUAUUUAUUAGCGUUUCGUUCGAUUAAAUCGGUGAACCGACCAAUUAAAAUUCCAACGAUUACUAACGUUAUUUUAUUAAUGAUUAUUAUUUAUUUCAAGCGGGCGUUUAAGUUCUUGACAGUACAGUUUGAUCACUAGUCGACGAUUCGGAAAUUAAUAAAUAGCAACUGAAUCAUUUUCAUUGCAACUUAGCACUGCAAAAGCCGAAUAUUACUCGAGAAAAAAGAAAUGACUGAACUAGUUGUAACGCAGAGUUAAGACAUCCACAUCGACAUUUCACGCACAAUAGAUUCGAUCGUUACAAAAUAAGUUUCUGUACUUAUACGGUAUAUUUACGUUUCAUUUAUAAAUAAUAUAUACGAGACACUGUGCAAUAGUUAACGCAAGGUAGAUAGAAUUUUCUAAUUUCAAUAGCCUGUAAAUAUACAAUAUGUCUUUUCGCCAAACUGCAUUUUUUUUUAUACAUGUUCUUUUAAUAAUAAAUAAUAAACGUGUUUACGUGUUUACGAAGGUUUACGUUUAAAUAAAAACUUUUGUAAUAUGAAUUUCAUAUAUUUUUAAUACAUAUAUAUACCCGUAUGAACAACUGCACGCACGUGCAUACGUUUUGUGUUCAGUAUGGGAGAAUUUCAGAGGGAAGUGUAAUGUAUGUUGAAAAUUUGAUAUGAUAUGCGGUUUUUGAAGGUGAAGAAAAUCUGGAGUUAACAAUCGAAGAGAUUCAGGGAGGCGUUGGAAAUAUAUAAAAAAGAAUUCCGUAAUGGAAAAUGAUUAUAGAUAUUUAUAGAUCGAUAUUUUAGUUAUAAUCGACGUAUUGAUAUUGUUAGCGGUGGCCAUUAUCGAAUAUGCGCUCUUGCACGGGCAAAAAAUGGAACAACGCUAUUAUUAAACCAAAAGUUUUUAAUUGUAUUUAAUAAGUAGUUACGUUUAUGCGACGAUAGAGAAUUAUAUAUUAGAGAAAUAAAUAAAAUUGAAAAAUUAAUAA